This is a messenger RNA of Alosa sapidissima (American shad), 3254 nucleotides long. RefSeq names its product SH3-domain GRB2-like 3a (gene sh3gl3a). Gene Ontology annotation, biological process: synaptic vesicle uncoating; endocytosis. Gene Ontology annotation, molecular function: protein binding. Gene Ontology annotation, cellular component: glutamatergic synapse; cytoplasm; presynapse. The transcript has 11 exons. The record is from RefSeq and is a predicted model, not a curated record. Lineage: Eukaryota; Metazoa; Chordata; Actinopteri; Clupeiformes; Clupeidae. Bases 203 to 1363 code for a protein of 386 amino acids.
AGAAAAAAAACUGUCUGUGUUCGUGUACUGAGUGGUCACUCAAAGCAAAUACGCAAGUGUAUGGAUUGUAAUUAGCAGCUGUAACAAAACCACCUUCGUAAUAUUUCAGCGCUAUAGUUCUACUGUCCACCUGACUUUCAGUGUAGGCUACAUUCAUUGUCCUCCCCGGCUUUUCUCUGUGGUGUUUUUGAACAUUUUGAGGAUGUCGGUGGCCGGAUUUAAGAAGCAGUUUCAUAAAGCGAGUCAGCUUUUAAGUGAGAAGAUAAGUGGUGCAGAGGGAACGAAGCUGGAUGAGGACUUCAUGGAGAUGGAGAGGAAAAUUGACGUCACGAACAAAUCCGUUUUUGAGCUGUUGUCCAAAACCACAGAAUACCUCCAACCCAACCCAGCUUCCAGGGCCAAGCUUGGCAUGCUCAACACCGUGUCGAAGAUCCGGGGGCAGGUGAAGACCACAGGCUACCCGCAGCCAGAGGGGCUGUUGGGGGACUGCAUGCUGAGAUACGGCCGCGAGUUGGGGGAGGAGUCGGCGUUCGGCUAUGCGUUGCUGGACAUAGGUGAGGCAAUGAAACAGAUGGCUGAGGUGAAGGACUCCUUGGACAUCAACGUGAAGCAGAAUUUCAUUGACCCAUUACAGACACUGCAGGACAAAGACCUGAAAGAGAUUGGGCAUCAUCUGAAGAAGCUGGAGGGCCGACGGUUAGACUUUGACUACAAGAAGAAGAGGCAGGGCAAAAUCCCUGAUGAGGAGGUCAGGCAGGCAGUGGAAAAGUUCGAGGAGUCCAAAGAGCUGGCUGAGAGGAGCAUGUUCAACUUCCUGGAGAAUGACGUGGAACAGGUGAGCCAGUUAUCAGCCUUGGUUGAGGCAGCUCUGGAAUAUCACCGCUUGUCUUUAGAGAUCCUUGAGGAGCUCAAUAGUAAAAUCCAAAGCAGGAUAACCACAGCUAGUAGCCGGCCCAAGAAAGAAUUCAAGCCAAAGUCCAUCAUGAGCAGUCUGGAGUCCAUCAACAGCACACAGCACAAUGGUUUAUCGUACAGCUCAUCAGUAAAGUCAACAGAUCACCAGACCAACCACAGUUUAAAUGGCAACACUCAUUCUUAUCCAGUCGAGCAGUUCACCCCCAUGCCUCAGUCAUGGUCUGAGAGUCCAAACGGCACCUACACCGAAGUGCACAUGGACCAGCCCUGUUGUCGCUCCCUCUACGACUUCGAGCCGGAGAACGAAGGUGAGCUGGGUUUCAAGGAGGGCGACCUCAUCAUCCUCACCAACCAGAUCGACGAGAACUGGUACGAGGGCAUGAUCAACGGUGAGUCGGGCUUCUUCCCCAUCAACUACGUGGAUGUCCUAGUGCCGCUGCCCCAGUGAGAGACACCUGGCCGCUGCCCUCUGUCCAGCAGUCUAACACUGGGGGGGUCACUGAACCCCCUCACUCUGUGUAGACACUGACUUACCUGAUUUUAUGUUUGGCCCCGCUCAGCGAAUGCCCUGCUACUCCACCACAGACAUUAUUAAAGAGGUGUCCCGUUUCUUCCUCAUGUCUAUUUAUUUUGUGCGUUUUUGUUUUGUUUUUGUAUCAGCUUUAGAUCUACAGCAUUUCUGUUUGUGGUAUGCAGUAAAAACUGUGUAUUCAUUCUUUCUCUGAAGUUACUUGCUCUUUUUCUUUUCUUUUUUUGUUUCUUUUUAACAUGUGGUGCAUUUUAUUGGGUUGGUAUGUUCUUAGGCUGUCUCUGUAUAUUUCUGCUCAAAUGUGGAGCUUACUUGUACCUGCCUGCCGUGGUCUUAAGUGUUUGACGAAAAAAACACAUUUUUAAACUGUGAGUUUUCUGAACUGCAACUCAAUGAAUGUCCUCCUAUCAAGUCCUGUCUGUUUACAUGGUAUUACUUAUUGUGAUGCAGAAUAUAUCAUAGUAAGUGCCACAAGCUUUGUGUCAGGUAGGGUAAAAAAGAGAAAGACUGUAUUACACUUACCGUUUAAGUGCUUUUUUCAAUGGUGUUUGUAUUGCACUAAAGCUUUAGAAUCUCCUCCCCUGGAUGUGCACAGUUUGCUCCUUUUCCAGCCUGUUUUUCUCCCUCUUCCCAUCAAGGGUUGCGCUUCAUCGCCGCUUAGGAGAUACCAUUUUUAUAUCGUCACCGCCAUGAUACCAUCUCUGAUGAAUGAAUAUAGAAUGUCAUGGACUCUUUCCUACUUUUGUACUAUAGGCCUGGCGUUGUGCUGUCUGCCCAAGUAUAUUAGAUUGAAGGAAGCUAUAAGAACAACAAUAUCUACUUUGUGCUAUGUCUUCAGUCUCAGUCCUGUGCUUGCUCUGUGAAUGGAGGCAGUAAAAAACUCCUUGGUUACAGCGCUUGAUCAAUCAAAUUUAACUGACAAUACUGUACCCAUUCCACUUAGUAUGGAAUGUACUGUACAGUUGUGCUUUCUUCAUGUUACCAUACAUAAAUGUUUAAAUUGCUAGCUCGGUUAUGUUUCAGGGUGAUGCCAUAUAUAGAGAAUGCCAUGCGAACUAUGUAUGUCAGGAUGUACAAAGGAAAUGUUUGUACUUGUUUAUAUUGAAAAUGGAUCAUGUGUCAGUGUGUUCACACACCCCUUCUGUGUCAUACCAGUCACAACAAGUUAGUCAUUAUCGUCGGUCACUGUCAUUUUUGUUCUUUUGUCUUUUUUUUUGUUUGUUUUUGUUUUGACUUGUUUUUGCUGGACAAUUCACAGUUUAGUAAUGUUAAAGAUGAGGGUGUGUAUCCCUUUUUAUGUGAUUUUGAUAACGAACAAAGCUAUUUUUGUGACCUUGAUAUCCUGCCUUCAAGUCUUAAUGCUGAAGAACUGAAAAAAAAGAAGGGAGAGGACUUUCCUCUGGGUAAAAAAACCCUCAAAAGACACCUGUAAUAUUUAGAUGUAUGUUCCUCCUUUUUUAUUUUGCUUUGAGCCAUAUCCUGUGUAAGCACCCACUCCUAUCUAUCCAAAUUAACCACGAGACGAUGGAAAAAUGACAGAACCCAGGAGAGAACCGGAGAGAACCUGGAGAUUCCUCUUCACGGAGGGUCUUCAUAUUCAGAACUCAGUGCUGGAGCGUACAUGCGUGUGUACGUCCAGAACCCCUAUCACUGUUUGAAAGCAUACGGUUUGCCCACACUACUGACCGCUGUCUUGUUUUGACACUGUAAUUCCUCCAGCUUUUCCCCCACCCGACCCUCUGCCUUGACCACUCUACACAGCACGCCUUUCCAAACCAAUACAAACUUGCAACGGAAGCUGUGCAUGAGA